Messenger RNA from Symbiodinium sp. CCMP2592, 375 nucleotides. Lineage: Eukaryota; Dinophyceae; Suessiales; Symbiodiniaceae. The record is from the annotation of a GenBank genome assembly.
AUGACACGCUGCGCCGAGCGCAGCCGCGCCGGCGACUCGCAGGCAGACACCCUGGCCAAGUGCCGAAGGAAAGCAAACGGCAUCGUGGCUGAAUCUGCCGCCAACCUCGAGGCCAAGCACAACAGUUUGCAACGGCGAGCGACUGAUGGGGACAUUGGGGACUGCAAGCUUUGGGCAGGUACGUAUUCGUUUGCGCUUCUCUUCGCAAGGCUCCGUUUCGCCGCGUAUACCAAGUCUCGGGCCUGGCUACGGUGGGUGGCCAGAGGUGCAAAAACGUGCAAAGGUCGACGGCACGGCGAGGACGUCGCUGAGAACAGGACGAUUCGCGUCGGCAAACGCCGGGAGGACCAGGGCGAAAAACAGUCCCGUCCUUGA